This is a messenger RNA of Haliotis rufescens (red abalone), 5056 nucleotides long. RefSeq lists its product as uncharacterized. The transcript has 3 exons. The coding region runs from base 396 to 1496 and encodes 366 amino acids. NCBI's taxonomy places the organism in Eukaryota, Metazoa, Mollusca, Gastropoda, Lepetellida, Haliotidae. The record is from RefSeq and is a predicted model, not a curated record.
AAAUUGCCAGAUUGCGUGUCGCUGACGCCGUUUCGUAGGUGGCUUUAAGUUAUCGGUGUGUCAGUCUGGAAACAGAUAGUUGGAAAUACAAGGAAUGUGCAUUGAUGUGAGGGGAUAACGUAGGACGGGAGACGUUAUUAAUGAUAUACACUGACUGAAGUGGCGGUGAUUGGCGGACUACGUUACCCUUCCACACGUGAAGCCUGCUGACAGGGCCACCAGAACAAGGGAACUUGCGUGCAGGACUGUUACGUCAAAUGGAAUUAUGCCCAGACCUUGAAGUAACGCUGCGUUCCACCCGCAAUGGAAACGUGGUAGUGUGCCGGCUCAAUUGAACACGCUCCAUAUACCUCAAUACAGCUGAUCAGCCUAUCAUAUAGCCCUGCCGGGGCACAAUGCGCAUGCGCACCAUGCGAGCAGACGACAGCGAUCAUUUGACGAGUGACAGUGUAGAAGCGAGCACCUCGCGACGAGGAAGUGUAGCAAGCUCGCGUUUACCGGGUGGAUUGUCGACCGGUGUUAAUCCUAAGUCUAAACGGAGAGGGAGCGCAGUUACCUUCGACCUCCCAGAUGAUUCGGAUGAAGAGGAGAGGACAUUUAGAAGGAGUUGUGGUUAUCGCAGGAUGAGCGCACCCGAACUCCCGCCAAUCGUGGACCGGUCGGAUUCAAGAGGUAACCGGACAUCCUCAGGUUCCAUUACUGAACGGUCCAACUUCUAUCAGAGAUUCAAAAACGGUCGUUUGCCUCGGAACCACAGUGACAGUUCCAUUAAAGGUAUACUAACACGUUCCCCGAACAGCCAGUCCUCCUCGUCGGUGAAUUCCAUCCCGUCAGGUCAGCCUGGUUAUCUUUCGUCCAAGACACGGUCGUGGUGUGACACUGAUAAAAGUGCUGGUUCGACCACCAAGCUAGGGACGCUGUUCGAAAGAAAGCCAGUAAGUCCUACCAGAGAGAGUGGAUCGGGAUACAGGUCAACUUCCACGGACAGAGGCCUUUCCAAAGGCCAUUACAGAUUGGAGGGUGAAUUGAACAAUAAUGAUGAGGAGAUAUUUCCCAUAGAAAGGUACGAAAUUGAUAACAAACGAGCCGUCCUGAGAAGAAAUUAUUCUGAAAAUGAACUAACAGCUAAUAACAAGAGAAGGAACUCGCAGCUAUCCAAGAACGCCUUGUCAGUGGGGAAAAUGGACAACCUUACCAAAUCCACACGUAAAAAUGGAUUUAAUACAAACACUUUAAAAAGAUUCAAUUCCACCCCGGCUAUCAACAAAACCUACACGUCUCAAGCAUACCCAGAUCGGGUAACCGAGGAGUUGAAGAAUAGACAAUUGCAAAAUGGUGAGGAUUCUGAAAAUGAGACAGAGAGGUUGGAGAGGAUAUUUGAAUGGCUGAGGGGGGUUCAGUUUGAUGCUGAGGAACCCCCCGAGCAGGUGAUAGACUACUCAGAUGACCCUCCGCAAACCGACACAGCUGUACAUAUCGUGUAUAGCGAAGACUGACUAGUUUUGUCCAUAGUGUUUGUGUUUUUGUAUCUAUGUUGUGCCCAGAUGCUUCUGGAGGAUGACCUGUCCGAGCAAUGCAUGAUGGGAUUGAGUCUCAAGGACUGUCUUCAUCUGAAAAUGUCUUUCAGGUUCCGGUAUAGUUGUUACGAGUUAAACAUUUUUACCCAGUGUCAGUGUAGUAACUUUAGUAUUCCUUUAGGAAUAGGCGUUAAGAACACCACCCAAGAGAUAUACUGAAAUGGUGUAGUUCGUGCACAUAAUGUUAUCCGUAAUGGAUUCCAGUGUCUGGAAUUUCGAAUUUGAUUUUCGAAGGAGCUAUCAAUGAUUAAUGUUUUCCCGUGUGUUGAUAUAUAUAUACAUAUUUUGACAAUAUUGUAAAACGAUUCAAUAUUUCCAAGAAUAAUUAACAAAACAGUAUUUACUUCAGCAUUUCUUAUGUAGCCGUUACACAUAUCUGUGAUACGUUCAUCCUCGGUGUGCAAGGACCAAAUCUGCACACAUUGCAGGAGAAUACUUGAUAACGUGUGUCUGACAUAGUGAACUGGACAACAGGGUUGAUCGAGGCGAGUGACUGAACAUUUCCAGGUUGGAUAUCGUCCUACAUCUAUCUUGUGACUUCACUAUCAUGUUCUGAGAUAUGAAACUUUUCUGCCAAGUGUCUUGGAUCUUGUGUGUGCAUACUGUCUUUCCACCCCGUGAUUCAAGCAAAGCCAGCCAGCCAAAGCUAUAUGUUACAUAAACUUACAGUGACUUACAACAAGAAGAAUUCUCUUUCACCUAUGCGACAUCUCACGUCCUCUUUAAAGAUGGAUUAUUCAUACAAGCGUUACCUUGAACAUUCCUUGGAUGGUCAGUCGUCUCAGCUCCAUGGAGAGGUAAACAAAAUAUAUCAACACCCUACUCCCUGCCCCUCUUACUCUCUUCUCGAAAUCCCCUUAAAUACCAGCACAAAGAGCUGAAGUAGCUGGCAAUCACGCACUCGAGCAAGUCAUAGUUUGUAUGAAAGUCAUAUCUAAUGGCUAGAUCUGAUUUCCUCGUACAAGGCUUUGCCAUCCAAGUAUAUCACAAAAAGACACGGGGAAAGAGAGCCCCUUUGACCGACCCCACUUUCUACCGGCUUCUUAAAUCAUUCGAUCUUCUAUAUCCAUUUUUAAUAUUUGUGUAGUAUGUUUACCAAGGGCAACAAAUAUAAACCUCACACUAACAGUACUGAUUUCCCCAUUUGAGGGGUUUAUUUUGAUCUUAACCAAUGUUUUUAACGACAUAAAUUUGAAUAAUCAUCUAGGAAUAAUCAUGAAAAAAAGUGUCUGUAAACUUUAUCAUAUUUAAUUUCAAAUAUCGGUGAAUUUGAGGUAUUGUGUUUAAUUACGGUAGUAUUUUAUUUGUAAAUGUAUUGUCUGUCGGUGGUUAACGAUGGUUUCAAACUAGUCAAGAUAACGCAUGUUUAACUAUUGUAUGAAAAUGUUUAUGGUACAAUCUUUUAUCGUGGAAUAUUAGACACCUCUGGUUUACAAAUACAUUUUAUUACACAGCCACACAAACUUACGUCAUGCAGAAUCGAUAUACUAGCUAGUGUGUGUCUUGUUAGCGCAGUGACAGGAAAUAUACAUGUACAUAAAUAUAAACAUCGUAACAAUGAAAGGUAAACACUGCUUAGGCGGGGAGUAUGUGUAUAACAGGCGGGAGUACACUGGCGGUAUUCAUGGCUGAACUAUUGGAAUAUUUAUGAGCACAAAAGACACACAUUUUAAUAAGCUAGGGUUAUAUUUGAACAUAUUUAUUUGAUAUCGUUACGGAGAAUGUAACGAAUGGGAUCUUCAUUUGUUGGAAUGUCAAUGAACCUAUGGUUUCUGUUUUGGUCACAUAUAAAUACGAUAUAUUCAUUUACAUGACAGGAUUGUUGAACUGAGAGAUUAUUAUGUUUGACUUGAUAGGAUCAUAUUUCUAUAAUGACUUAGGUGAAGGAAGAACAAAGUUACUUGCAUGUCAUAUUGCAUGUCAAAUAUAAAUGUAUUUAUAUAGAAAUUGGGAAACUUAUCGAACAUUCAUCUCGAACACCCUUUGUUGAAACAUCAACAGAUUGAGAAAUGUUCCAAAUUCAUACCUAAAUACAUAUUUCAAGGAACAUUUUUAGGAAUAUAUUUCAUUUUUGUUCACAUGACGAAAACUCAGCAUAUCAUAAUGGAAAUCCCCUGGCUUAAUGUAAUAAUAUUUCCCAAGACCCAGAUAAUCACCAUGUUAAGGUCCUAACACACCCAGUUCACUGCCCAUAUCGAGCAUGAGCGUCAUAAGACCUUGCUCCAACUGUAACACGCUUCCAGCGAAUGCAAGGUUAGUGAUACUUAAUAGGAAUAAAGAAAUUGUGACCCACCUCACCCCCAGGUACUAGUAUAUGGUACAAUUGAAAACUGAUACACUGUUAGUGUUUAGAUACGCCAUGGUUGAAUGGCGUUCAUGUUGAGCCUCAUUAGAAGGUUGUCAAGCUGAUUUGAAUGAUUGACAACCAUAAAAUAUGACGUAUUAUUCAAAUAUUUGAAAAUAAUUAUGUUUUAAUAAACCUCUCAAGUAAUUAUUUCCAAAUAUUUGAAUUAUUCGUUCAUAUUUUAAUGUCUUUCCCCGUAUUUCACACGAUUGAUUAGUUUCUUGGAAAAGAACCAAGUUCCAUUCUGUAAAACAUUUGAUUUUCAACUUUGUACACCACUAUCCAAAAUGGCAAACUUAAGAAAAAACGUCAUUCAUGGAUCCAUGGAGCAUUUGUUACAAAACGUGGUGACCACAGAUACAGCUACGUAUCUAUCUUCAGUGGUUAAAAAAUGAAAGCAAAUGUCAUCUGAAGUCUUCUGUGAAAACAGUAUGUGAAAUGACGGACUUCCUCCUUGAUAACAUCCAUGUAAAAUUUGAGGGUAAGACAUUUAGGCUAGAAGUAGGCAUCCCCAUGGGCACCAAUUGUGCUCCCCUUCUUGUGGAUCUGUUUCUUUAUGCAAAUGACACCGGAAUUUCUCCACAAGACUGUAUGACAAGAGUGAGGACUUCAAGUUUCCAAUAGUCAACUUUCCCUUGUGUCGAGCAAUAUUCCAGCAGCUCCAGCUUUUGGUGUUUACACUUUAAAACUCUUGACAUAUUCAAUCGAGCAUGCUCUUUCCACAUGAAUCUUGUUCAGAAGUUGUUUGAUCAAGGUUACAACAUUCAAGGCCUCGGUAAAGCUUUCAAAACGUUUUAUGGUAGACAUGUAGAAGACAUUUCUGACAAAAAUGAAUUCCCUAUUUUGACUUUUUCCGUGUUAUUUCUGGUAAACAAUGGACAUGCCUUUGCAUGUGUUUGUAACGGGUGUCACCGGUGGGGCAGGACGCGAACACCUGGUGUCAUCAUUGUUUGAUAGUGAUUCACAAACACAAGCAAUAUGAUCAUGAUAUGGUCGUAGUCGCACAAUCGACUCUCACGAUUUCUUAUGGACAUGAGGGGGCACGGGUAGCCCAGUCGUCUAAGGCGCCGCGAUUCGCUGUGCAGAGUUACGUCCCUUGGGCACGCCAGAAACCUAUGAUUGUUGGUUCGAAUCC